AUUUCCGCCACGGGCAGACACGUAGUUGUGAGGCAGCCGAGUUUGGCCAAAAGUUGUGUUAAAUAUAGUACUUUUGUGUGUUAUUUAUUACAAAGCUUGCGAAAAUGGCUGGUACACUCUACACAUACUCGGACAAUUUUAGGGCAUACAAAGUGCUGAUCGCUGCUCAAUAUUCGGGCGCAGCGGUAAAGGUAGCGGCGGACUACGUGCACGGGGAAACGAAUCGUAGCGACGCGUUUCUGAAAAAGUUCCCGCUCGGCAAAGUACCUGCGUUCGAGACAAAGGACGGUAAAUAUCUUACCGAAAGCAAUGCGAUCGCUUUCUACGUUGCCAACGAACAGCUGCGCGGUACAACCGAUGUCCACCGUGCGGAGGUGAUAUCGUUCCUGAGCGGUGCCGACAGUGAGUUGCUUCCAGCUGUGCAGUCGUGGGUAUUCCCCGUACUUGGCAUCAUGCCUUUCAACAAGAACAACGUCGAGCACGCGAGAGAGGAUCUGCGCCGCCAGCUGAUGGCGCUCAAUUUGCGGCUGCUCAAGCAGACGUUCCUGGUCGGAGAACGGGUGACCUUGGCCGAUAUUGUGGUGUUUGCCACACUACUACCAGCGUACGUGCACGUGUUGGAUCCGUCCUUUCGAGCACCCUACGGCGCGCUCAAUCGCUGGUUUACGACCGUGUUGAAUCAGCCGCACGUGAAACCCGUCGUCGAAAGUGUGACGCUCUGUACCAAGGUCGCUCAGGUUGAUCCGAAGAAGUACGCCAACUUCCAGGCUCGAGCCGCCAAAGAUGGCUCUGCUGCUGAGAAGCCGGAGAAGGCGGACAAGAAAAAGGAGAAAAAGGAGAAGAAGUCGGCCCCGGUGGCGGAGGUGCACACGGAGCAGCCGGAUGCCGCCGAUGAGGCCCUUGCGGCCGAGCCGAAGCAGAACGAUCCGUUCGAAUUGCUACCGAAAGGCGCGUUCAACAUGGACGAUUUUAAGCGUUUCUACUCAAACGAGGAGGAAGCCAAAUCUAUUCCAUACUUCUGGACAAAGUUCGAUCCGGCGCAUUACUCGAUCUGGUACGGAGAGUACAAGUACCCCGAGGAACUGACCAAGGUGUUCAUGAGCUGCAACCUCAUCACGGGCAUGUUCCAGCGACUGGACAAGAUGCGCAAGCAGAGUUUCGCGUCCGUCUGUCUGUUCGGCGAGGACAACAACAGUACAAUCUCGGGAGUGUGGGUUUGGCGCGGCCAGGACCUUGCCUUCCAGCUGUCGUCCGACUGGCAGGUUGACUACGAGGUGUACGAGUGGAAAAAGCUAGAUGCCGCGUCGGAAGAAACGAAAAAGCUAGUGAGCCAGUAUUUCUCUUGGAGCGGCACCGACAAGGGCGGCCGUAAGUUUAACCAGGGUAAAAUCUUCAAAUAAAGUGUGGGCGAGUUCAUCAAUUUCGCACAAAUCAACACAAGUCCUGGUUGUCACAAUCAAGAAAUCAAUUUGCUCAUCAGCUUCAACCAGCUUUGCGACAUUUCAUCGAAAGCUCGCGCAAGGCGAACGCGAUAGGUUAUUUUUCUAAAACAUUGUCAAGCCCUUACAAUACUCAUUUUCUUGAACCACUUGCUAGCGCUUGCUGCUGUUGCUGUUAUUACUUCACGUGCACGUGGUUGCACAUUUGAUUGGAGCUUGGUAAUGUUUCAGCAGCACGUUAAACAAUAAUGUUUCGCUUCGCACCAAUCAAAGCAAUGUUGCAAUGUAAAGCUGAAAUUUUCGCUAUACUACCACCGCGGGGUAAGCGAAACCCGCGACAGAAAAAAGAUGCAAUUUUCGAACUACAGCUAGCAAAAAGUGAACAUUUGAAAUAAAAAAAGAACAGCAACAAUCAGUAAAAUGCUAGAAACAAUACGAAAUGCGACUUACCAGUAAAAUAAGAUAAAAAUGUACAGAGAUUAUUUCUAUUCGUUUGUUACAUCGGAAUACACCGAAUAAAUUUAUGCGAAAAGAGCAACUUUUGUAGAAAUUGCCUUUUUGAGGAACCAGUACUUCUCGUGGAGCAGUGCCAACUAGGGGGCCAGUAUCUUUAAAAAGGGUAACCUUUUUCAAAUAUCUCGAAUUCUCUUGUGACCGAAUUCACAAAAUUCGAAGAAUUUUAAAAGAGGACAAUAUUAAAACUUCCACCGAAAAAUUUAAUCACUAGAUACAAUAAUCUUUACUAGGUUCAAAGAAGUUCUUUCUAUUCUUGUGACAAAUAAUAAAGUGUAUUAAA
This is a messenger RNA of Anopheles cruzii, 2235 nucleotides long. RefSeq names its product elongation factor 1-gamma-like. The transcript has 2 exons. The coding region runs from base 105 to 1400 and encodes 431 amino acids. Gene Ontology annotation, biological process: translational elongation. Gene Ontology annotation, molecular function: translation elongation factor activity. The record is from RefSeq and is a predicted model, not a curated record. Gene Ontology annotation, cellular component: nucleus; cytoplasm. NCBI's taxonomy places the organism in Eukaryota, Metazoa, Arthropoda, Insecta, Diptera, Culicidae.